AUGGCUGAGGCAGAAAAGGAAUGUAAGAAAAUGGAAAUAGCCGUUCAACGUCAUCGGAAAAUGCUGCACUACGUGACGAAUAAAUGUGUGCCUUUGCUGGAAUCUAAGCUAAAGGAGGCAGACGAUAAGUCGAUGUCAUGGAAGGAUCGAGCGCUGAAAGCAGAAGGAAAAAUUUCCAUGCUAGAGCGACAGCUGGAGGAAAAAACUAACCAGACAAAUCAUUACAAAAAAUUGUACGAAGGGCAAUACCAAGUGAUGAUCAAGAUCGGUUCCGUGAUGGGAGAAAUCGUGUGGAAAUCUUUCAAAAGUCAAUCGAAUGUGAAAAUACUAAUACAAGCGCAGGAAACAAUGCGAAAGUAUUGUGCCCUGACGAAAGGCAUCAUUGAGUCAUUUCUGCUGGCCUACGGCAACAAUUUGCCGCCCCCACAAUCUAUGGAACACGUAUUUGUGAUAUCGGUACUUGGUGCCAUAACGAACCUGGCUGCGUACACCGAGGGUAGAGCAUUUUUAGCACAGCAAGAAGAGGUGGUGCAGCUCAUGAAAAAGAUGGUGCUGAAUCAGGAACAGUGGAGAUUUCCUCACUUUCGCCUCAUAAAGCGAAUGGUACUUACGUUCGCGUACAACAUGUCACUGGAGGAUCCGGUCGCUUAUUUCAUGUUGAGCGAAGAAAAGCUUAUCAGCGGUGUUUUACGUUGCUUGAACUUGAAUGAUGCUACGGACGUUGUAGCCGUUGCGGUGGCGAUAAUCUAUCGACUACUGAGCACAUCACUUCAGGCAGGGAUACCCUCAUCAUUGCCAGAAAAGAUUCCGUGGUCUAUGAUAAAAACGAUGAAGAACUCGUCGGACAAACAACUGGGAGAAAUAGCUACGAGUCUGCUGAACGUCAUGGAGUUUUCGGAGGCUACUUAG
Messenger RNA from Anopheles marshallii, 909 nucleotides. RefSeq lists its product as uncharacterized. Bases 1 to 909 code for a protein of 302 amino acids. The transcript has 4 exons. The record is from RefSeq and is a predicted model, not a curated record. NCBI's taxonomy places the organism in Eukaryota, Metazoa, Arthropoda, Insecta, Diptera, Culicidae. Gene Ontology annotation, cellular component: cytosol.